Messenger RNA from Loxodonta africana (African savanna elephant), 595 nucleotides. RefSeq names its product olfactory receptor 6C76-like. The record is from RefSeq and is a predicted model, not a curated record. Gene Ontology annotation, molecular function: olfactory receptor activity. Gene Ontology annotation, cellular component: membrane. NCBI's taxonomy places the organism in Eukaryota, Metazoa, Chordata, Mammalia, Proboscidea, Elephantidae. Gene Ontology annotation, biological process: G protein-coupled receptor signaling pathway. The transcript has a single exon. The coding region runs from base 6 to 524 and encodes 172 amino acids.
CUGCCAUGUCCUAUGACCGCUAUGUGGCCAUCUUCAAACCCCUUCACUAUGCGACGAUUAUGAACAACAGAGUCUGUACCCAGCUGCUUAUUACCUCUUGGUUAGCUGGGUUGUUAACCAUCUCUCCUGGACUUAUCAUGGCCUUGAGGCUUGAGUUCUGUGAUGCCAACGUUAUUGACCACUUUGGCUGUGACUAUUCUCCUCUCCUGAAACUCUCCUGCACAGACACACGGGUCAUAGAAUUGUUAAGUUUUAUUUUAGCCAUUGCCACACUCCUGAUUACACUGGCACUGGUGAUACUCUCCUAUGCAUAUAUUCUGAGAACAAUCCUGAAGAUCCCUUCUGCCCAGCAGAGGAAGAAGGCUUUUUCCACCUGUUCCUCCCACGUGAUAGUUGUCUCUAUCUCUUAUGGCAGCUGCAUUUUUAUGUAUAUGAAACCUUCUGCAGAGGAGAGGGUAGCUUUAAACAAGGGGGUAGCCGUACUCAACAUUUCAAUUGUACCUCUCUUAAAUCCUUUCAUAUAAAAAAAACUAAGAAAUAAGCAGAUAAAACAAGCCCUGAAGGAGGUAAUUAAGAGAUGUAUCUUCAUUAUAUA